AUGGAAUCGAACACUGUUCUUGGUUAUCGCGGAGGUGGAGUUGGAGGAGCUGCGCUCAUCCAAUCCGGUAAUCUAACAAUACAGCAAUGCCAAUUCUUGAAGAAUACGGCAUUUUUUGCAGGUGGCGCGUUGUAUGUAAGUGUUAACUUACUUAACAUUACGGAUUCAUUUUUUGACGGUAAUAGAGCUGUAAAUUAUGUCGGAUGCGGAGGCGCUUUAUCUGUUCCUGCUAUGUCCGCUGUCAUUUUUAACACCACAUUCAAUAAUUGUUCAGCAACUAAUGGAGGUGCUAUCUGGGCAUAUUCAUGCGGUAAAAUAACAAUUAAAAAAAGUCAAUUCGUAGAGAACAAUGUAGGCGAACAAGAUCCACAAGAGACUGCAAGAGGAGGGGCCACUUCCUCACAGGACUCUCAAGUGACAUUUGAAGAAACAAUGUUUCAGAGAAAUACAGGCCUUUUGGGAGGCGCUGUGUAUUUACAAAAUGGUGGGGUAACAUUUAAAAACUGUUAUGCGGUUGACAACUUUGCAGUAGCUCAGGGUGGGUUUUUGUACGCAGCCUAUGGUGUGAAAAAUGUUGUUAUACAAGACAGUGUUCUUAAUCAAACAAAAACAGAGUUAAGGAAGUCAUUAUUCAGUUACAAAAAAGCCUCGUUUAUAAGCGGCCACAGUUUAGAGGUACUAACAAUACAUAACACAACAAUGGAAGCUACACCAUAUGACAGUAAUGGUCCUCUACUGUUGGUCACAAACGUGACAGUUAUGGAUUUUGGAAAAGACAACUCGACCUCACUAAACUGUCCUGCUGGGAGUAAAAUGGAAAUACUUAACUAUACUUUAGGCGAUAAAGAUAACAGCCCUUGUUUUUGGCAGUUUACCUGUUCACCAUGCGCAGAGAACUCCUAUAGUCUACAGCGUGGUCGUGCUGUUGGAGUCCAUGCCGUGCCUGGAUUUCAGUGUCUUCCAUGUCCGUUUGGAGCAAACUGCUCUCAAAAUAUAAUCGCCAAACCAAACUUUUGGGGUUUUAAAGAACAGACUACUCCACCAACUCUCAAAUUUACCAUUUGUCCCGUUGGUUAUUGUAGUCCUCCUAACGAAACCGAGUUUCCCAAAUACAAUGGUUGCCAGGGUUACCGUACUGGCAAAUUGUGUGGACACUGCAGUGAUGCUUACUCGGAGACUCUUUACUCUACAACCUGCAGGUCCUUAAACGAGUGCAAUGAUUAUUGGUUUUGGCCUUUAUCGUUAGUCUACGUAUCGCUAAUAGCAUUUUACUUGACAUUUAAGCCUCCUAUAACGCCUUGGAUUAUGCGUCAAAUCAAGUGGUUUAAAACCCACGAGACGGGAGAUGAAGAACGUAACAGCGACGAAGGUUACGUAAAAAUAAUCUUUUAUUUUUAUCAGGCAGCGGACCUUCUCCUAGCCUCAAACACAUCACUGGUUUUUGUAGAGGGUAAAUUAAAGGACAUACUGGUUGGAGUAUUCAACUUUCGACAAUCUUUUUCGUCAAAUGGACUGAUUUGUCCCUUUCCGGGCCUUACAGUAGUAACGAAGCAGUUAUUUUCGGCCUCUCAAGUAUUUGGUACAUCUCUCAUGAUAGGUGUCCUUUAUAGUUUGCACAGGGCAGCACAAAGGUGUCGAGGAAAGGAGGCCCCAUCUUUUUCGCCCUAUAUGGCUGGCAUUUUGCAGACAAUGUUGCUAGGAUAUAAAACACUUGCUUCAGUUAGUUUUAACCUCUUACGAUGUGUGCCAAUCGGCUCAGAGAAACGUCUAUUUUUGGAUGGAAACCUUGUCUGUUUUCUAUGGUGGCAAUAUAUUUUGAUUGCUUUGGUGUUUGCUUUUUUCGUGCCGUUUGUGUUUGUCUUAUUUUGGGGUUGUUAUAAGUUGCACAACGGAAGCCUUUCUGUGGCGAAAUUUCUAUUGGCUUGCUGUUUUCCACUGCCUUUUCUUCUUUAUCGGCUAUUUCUGUUUCUUCUUUGUAUAAAACGAAAUGCGGCCCGUAUAGAUUCAGCCACGAGGAAAAUGUCCAAGAGAUCUGUGGAGAUGACACUUUUUGGCUGUUUCAAAAGACCUGCGGAAGGCAGCACACUUUCUUUGGGCUGGGAAAGUGUUAUGAUCGGACGACGACUUAUUCUCAUUUUGUUGAAAACGUUCGUCAGUGACCCAAUGCCUCGUCUUCUCAUUAUGAGUUUCCUUUGUGUUUUGUUUCUCCUGCAUCAUGCCAUUUCUCAGCCGUUUCGAGAUGUCACUGCUAACAACCUUGAAACCAUUUCGUUGCUGUCUCUUGUCCUUUUGGGAAUGGUAAACAUGUUUUUUGCCUCCUUUGUAUCUUUGGCCGUCGCAUUAACCGAUCAUUUUCAGUUCUGGUGGCGUUUCUGGCAAGUAGUGGAAACUGUCAUUCUUUGUGCAGUACCUGCAAUAUUUGGUAUCUUCGUAAUUGCUGCGGCUUUAUCGCUGGUUGUCCGGUUUCUUGUUGCUUGUUUUGGCUGGUGUUGCAGUAAAUUAAAAAGAAGUGAAGAAAUUAGGCCACUUCUGUCCUUGACAGAUUAA
Porites lobata is the source of this 2547-nucleotide messenger RNA. The record is from the annotation of a GenBank genome assembly. Lineage: Eukaryota; Metazoa; Cnidaria; Anthozoa; Scleractinia; Poritidae.